UUCUCUGUGAUGGUGAGAGGUUGGAUGGGUUGGCUCAGAGGGCGGAGUUUCUGGUGACAGGCGUGGCGUGUGAAAGAACUGCCGACCGGUUGCAGUUAGCCCUGCGCUUCCAAGCCCCGCCCCCGUGUCCCGUGCUUCCCGGUGCCGCAACGAACUUGAGGCUUGCAGCUUGUUAUUGCGAAGAGCGCGAGCCAGGAAAAGAUGUUCGAGAGCCUGCGCGAGCGGCUUCUGAGCGUCCAGCAGGACUUGACCUCAGGGCUGAAGACGUUGGGUGACAAAUCAAGAGAAGCCAAAAUAAGCAAACAGAGUUACAGGUCUGCCCAGUGUUUGCCAGAAUUUUCUGCUGGAUUAGACUUGCUGAGCAGGUAUGAAGAUACUUGGGCAGCCCUUCACAGAGGAACAAAAGAGUGUGCAAAAGCUGGAGAGUUGGUGGAUAGUGAAGUUGUAAUGCUUUCUGCACACUGGGAGAAGAAGAAAGGCAGUCUCUCAGAACUGCAGGAACAGCUUCAGCAAAUUCCAGGUUUUUUAGCAGGCUUGGAAUCCAUGACAGCUAGCCUGGUCCAGUUGGAAGAAAAUUUUAAGGAAAUGGAGAACCGUUUACUUUAUCUUGAGGACCUCUGUGGACAGUGUGAAUUGGAAAGAUACAAGCAUAUGCACAUACUACAGCUGGAAAAUUACAAGAUGACCAAGCGGAAAGAACUUGAAGUCUUGAAAGCUGAACUAGAUGCUGAGCAUGCACAGAAGGUGUUGGAGAUGGAGCACACCCAGCAGCUCAAACUAAAGGAGCGGCAGAAGUUCUUUGAGGAAGCCUUCCAGCAGGACAUGGAGCAAUACCUUUCCACAGGUUAUCUGCAAAUAGCUGAAAGACGAGAGCCAAUAGGAAGCAUGUCUUCUAUGGAAGUGAAUGUGGACAUGUUGGAACAAAUGGAUCUCGUGGAUAUGUCUGACCAAGAAGCCUUAGAUGUCUUCCUUAAUUCAGGAGGAGAGGACAGCACAAUGCCAUCUCCAAUGAUAGGGCCAGAUUCCAGCACAUGGCAGAAUGAAAUAAGUCUUCAGGUUCCCACUCAGUCAGAAUUAAGAGAGAAAUUGUCCUCCACAUCAGCCUGGACUGAUUCUGCCCGCCAGGACGCCAGUGAAGGAGAGUCACCUGUGAUCCAGUCAGAUGAGGAAGAUGUGCAAGUGGACACUGCCCUUGUUGCUGCCAACACAGAACUGAAGGGCCCCUCUGAUGUUAGUGAUGAGAGUGAUUCACAAACCAUCUGAGUCUUAUCACAGUGCUCUAUAGGAAUUAAGACCUUGGGAGUGACUGAGCAAAGAGAUGAUUGAAUGAGCUUGCCUGUGUUACUAUGAUGAUCUAUCAUGAAAAAGAUUAGCAUAUACAACAUUUGAGUCUGACAGUCAUAUGAAAUACUUUUAUAAAUGUCUUGAAGCACACCAUGUAGCAAUAAAGUAUUGGAUUUUGAAGAGUUAAACACCAUGUAUAUAGAGGGUUGUCCAUUGAACAAUUUAUGAAAGGGGUUUGUUUAAACCCUCGGUAGGAACAUACAAAAACUGGAGCCAUAUUUGUUCUUUGUUACGAUGUGCCUGUCUUGAUUGCUGUGGCUGAUAAAAUCUCUGCUGCUUAUACUUGGAAUCCAACAUCAGAAUAAUUGCCUCCAGUGUUCUGACAUUCUUUGAGUUCAGGAAAAAGAAAUCCAAAUGGCAGUUGGUUAAAAGAGGGAUUGCAUCAAACUCUUACACAGGGUUAAGCUCACUUACUUAAGUAAUGUUUUACACACACAUGAAAAUAUGCAGAAAGCACUAUUGUGGGGAAAUUAAUUUACUGUGUCUUACAUAUUUUAGAAUUCUAUAAUUAUCAAUGUUGUUAAAUUGCUGCUUUAGGGUUGUUGUUUUUUGUUCAAGCUUACCAGUUGUUUUGAGUUGCUGUAUUGUUUGUUGCUUUUUUUCAAGCUUCACUUGAAAGGGACAGGGGAGCCAAGAACAUUUCCUAAGCUUUGGUGGUGGUUACAAUUUGAAGAGCAAUACACAAUUCCUCAGCAUCUUGGUCACAAAUUAAUACCAAAACACUAAGAACUACAGUCAUCCCUUGCCAACCACAAAGGUUCUAUUUUGGGAAAACCUCACUGUUGGCAAAUUGGCGGUUGACGGGUAAUUGAAAAAGCAUUUGAUACCACAUUAGGGGAAUUGUGGUUAUAAAAGGACUGAAGCAUACAGCGGGAAAUUGCCAAAAAUCACCCAGAAUCCCUUUAAAUCACCAAUAGUCAGCAAGAGGCGAGGGGGGGACCCCCAGAAAUCACUCCAAAUGCCCCCCAAAGUACCAAAAACUCACCAAACUGCAGAUACUCGGGUCACGGUUGGCAAAACCGGUCACAAUUUCCCAGUUGUGGAUACUCAAAACCACAGUUGGCAAGGGAUGACUGUAUAUUAGAUUUAAGACUAAUUUUUGGCAUUAUUUUCUGCUAGUACAGUGGUGCUUCAAUACUCUUUCUUCUGAUUGUCCAGAUGGGUGCCUAGACUAUUAAGAGUGAGGGGGCUGGUGUGUGUGUUCAGAGGGUUGAGCACCAAAUUGAAAGCAAAAUGGGGCACCUAAACAUACACUACUGGUUUCUACAUACUCGCUAGGUUGUCAAAGGAAAAAAAACGAGGAGAGUCAAGAGUCUCCAAGAGCCAUAGAAUGUUAAGGGUAUCAAACAGCACAUGGUGGGAGUGGAGGAAUUGGCCUACUUGAGCAUUUAGCAGCUUAUAGUGUUUUGGAUGCAGGCAUUAGGGUUCAGGAAACACAAUAUUUUUUGCAGGUUUUACUUGUGACCAAACUAUUCUCAGCUGUAGGCAGCCUUAAUUUCCACCCCUUAACUGACCUCUGAAGAAUACAAAUAGAAUAGCUUCCUGCUAUUAAGCAUGUACUAAUUGGAGUACCUGCAACAAAGAGCUUGAAGGCAGGGAGAAAGGGGGAAUUGUGCUUGUUUCCAACCAUUCAUAACUCUGCCUGGGUGGCAACACUGUAGCCCCCAGUACACUUUGAAAAGGCAAACUUGAGGGUUAGGGGACCUACAAAUAGUGUGGGAUAUGGCAGAUGGAGGGGAAAAGUUAAAUAUGAUCUCCACACACACACACAUAGACAAGUGUGUCUGUUCACACAAGGCAUGUCUGCAGCUAAUCCAAUGAGGUGAUUUAAGAAUUUUUAUCUCUUCUGAUGGGGAAAUGUAGUUCUAGAAAAUGAAAGCUAAGAUUGCCUCCUACAUAAGUUACAACCUUUCUACUAAAAUGGUCCUUAUUUAACUACUAGCUAAUUUAAUUCUAUUUACACUACUGCUCUCAGAAGAAAGACAAAAUGUCCAAAAAGUGUUGUUUUUUAUUAAACCUUGUAUUACAAACCUGAAAAGUAAACAAACUGGCAAUAAACAUGAAGUCUUUCCUUACAAGGAAAGAGAGCGGAGCAGCGCUAAUAAAUUAAAUGUCAAACUGCAA
Messenger RNA from Hemicordylus capensis (graceful crag lizard), 3468 nucleotides. It is a transcript of the gene DTNBP1, whose product is annotated as dystrobrevin binding protein 1. The transcript is spliced from 10 exons. Lineage: Eukaryota; Metazoa; Chordata; Lepidosauria; Squamata; Cordylidae. The record is from RefSeq and is a predicted model, not a curated record. Gene Ontology annotation, cellular component: neuron projection; plasma membrane; synaptic vesicle membrane. Gene Ontology annotation, biological process: neuron projection development; negative regulation of protein kinase activity; anterograde synaptic vesicle transport. The coding region runs from base 202 to 1263 and encodes 353 amino acids.